UUAAAUGUAAAAGUUCUACAUAUGAGUAUCAGACUGAUUCUUUGUAUUGUUGUUCUCAAAUUCUUUUCAACUUUCUACUUAUUUCCUGCUGACUUCUUUGUAACUAACAAUUUAAUUAGUGUCCAAGUCACCCAAUGUGUCUUUGUCAAACCUCAGUACCUCACAUAUGACACAAGGCCUUUGCACCUAAACCCAAAUAAAAAAGAAAAAAAAGGCUCAAGACCAGCACGAAAUCAGGAAUCACUAGUUAUUGCUGAAUUUUUUAAUUACGUUCAACGGCAGCAAUAAUAUCUUAUAACAUCAAAGAACAAAUACUAUAAUUCAGGAAUCUUCAUUAGAUGGUUAAUUAGUCAAAGAAUGAAAAUAAAGAAAUUAUAGGAAACAUUUAACAAUUAGCCAAUUAGUAUAGUCUAGAGCCGUACUAAGUACCACAGAGAUGCCAUAAGUAUUGCAAAUAAAACUAACUGCUUAAGAAUUUUUGAGCCAUGUCGAUUUUGAUUUUGAUAUUCAUCAUAAAAGUGCUAAUUAAUCUGCAGCCGAUCUCAUCGAGUGGACACAAUAACUCGCACUACGUACACUUUGAUUGUUCAAGGAGCGAUUUUACAUACACAUCAGGAAGUACAUUUGAAGCAAACCUUACAAACACACUUCUUAAUAUCCUUCCCGCUAACGCCUCUCUAGCCGGAUUCUCCGAAAUCACCACCGGUGAAGAGGGUGCUGAUCAAGUUAACGCUCUUUUCUUUUGCCGAGGUGACAUUAGGGGCAGUGACUGCCAUGACUGCAUAGAGGCCGCGGCAAGGACCAUCAUACAGAGAUGUCAAUUCCUCAAAGAAGGUAUUGUCUGGUACCAGGAGUGCACCUUGCGCUACUCCAAUCAAAGCGCCAUGAUGUCCGUCGAGGAAUUGGAGGUGGUUCCGAAUCAUCCAGACUUUAACUUUUCUGGACAUUUCAGGUUUCUUGAGCAACAUGAAAUUAUAUUCAAUAACUUGAUGAAUCGGCUAAUACACGAGGCUGCUUUUGUUGGGAAUGCGACUGGUUUUGCAACGGGAGAAUCCAACUUGUCGACAACCGAUUGGACGUUGCGCGGCCUUGUGCAGUGCCGGCCAGAUUUAGGGGGUAGGCAUUGUGAGUCAUGCCUAAGACAGGCUUUGAGACAACGGGUUGGUUGGAAUACCCCGAUGGUGUUUCUGCCUAGUUGUAACAUUCGGUUUGACUUGUAUCCUCAUCCAAAUAUUAAUUCCCCAUCACCAGAAAAUGAUGGAAUUCCUCUUAAAGUUCUAGUCCCUGUGGUUGCUGUAUGUGUUCUGGUGUUGUGUUGUACCAUCUUUUUUGUUAUUCGUCACUGCCGUCGAUGGUGGCAUCCUCCUGAUCAGCAUGAACAAGAUGAUCAUCCACGGGACUAUACAUACAUGGAACUAUUGUGGGCGACAGAUUGUUUCUCAAAGAAGAGAAUCCUAGGCAAAGGUGGAUUUGGGAAUGUUUAUAAAGGUACCCUUCGUGAUGAUACACUAGUCGCAAUUAAGCGACUCAAUAUUCAAGGCUCUUUGCAGGGGCAUAAGGAAUUUGUGGCAGAAAUUGCAGCCAUCACAAAUCUUAAGCAUGAAAACGUCGUUUCUUUGAAAGGAUAUUGCAUGUUUCUUCGCGAGAGAUUGUUGGUUUACGAAUACGUGCCUAAUAAAACCUUGGAACAUCAUUUACAUGGCGACGACCAAGAAUUAUCGUGGGAGAAGAGAAUGCGAACUGCACAAACCUUGGCAGAAGUAUUUGCUUUUCUCCAUGAGAGAAACCCGAUUAUCAUACAUCGAGAUAUCAAGCCAAGCAAUAUUCUUUUCGAUACUGAAUUUCAUCCAAAGGUCGGAGAUUUCGGAAUAGCUAAGCUUGUUCCUGAGAGCCAAACGCACAUGACAACAAUGAUAAGAGGAUCACACGGAUAUUUGGAUCCUUAUUAUUAUACAAGUGAGUGUCUGACAAGGAAGUCUGAUGUAUAUGCCUUUGGGGUUGUGCUACUUGAGUUGAUCACCGGGCGCAAAGCUAAUUUUAUUGCUGAAGAGUCCGAUGAAGGUAGAUCACACAUCACUGUCUGGGUGGAACCCUUGAUUAAGGAAGCCCUAUUAACAGGCCGCUUUGAUGCUCUUGUUGAUAGAAAAUUGGGAGCUGAUUAUAACCGUGACGAGAUGAAUCGUAUGGUUAUUUGUGCUGCUACUUGUGUGCGCAUGCCAGAAGAAAGGCCCACUAUGAGACAGGUAGCCGAAUAUCUAAAACAAUCAAGUGAAUCGCGUCAGAGUAGUACACAAUUUAAAGAGAGGCUAAUGGGAUUUUGGCAAAAUGAAGAUCAGAGAAGGCUUUUUGGUCAAGAUGUUCUGAGUAGUUCUCCUAGAAUGGUGGGGCAGAUCAGCAAUGGGUACUCGGAUACAGAAAGUCAAAGUACUAGCUAUGACUCAUUCAGAAUCACAGAGAGCCAUGACCUGCACCUUAACCUGUCACCUACACAUCAUUUUACUUGAAUUUGCUUGCAUCGUUGUUGUUAAUACUUAGCUAUGCAGCCGACCCAAUUCUAUUUAGAUUAAGGCUAUGAUGUUUGGUUAUACCUAAUUUUGAUUUAUUUUUGAUUCAUAUACCUAAUUAUGAGUUUGUUGGUAUAAUUUUCUUUAUGUCAGCACAUUUUAUAUUGACUAGAAUUUUUAAUCAUAGGUAGCAAUGUAAAAAUUUACUGUAGGAAGUGAUGUAUAGUAUUGCUUACAGGAGAUACUAAAG
Messenger RNA from Beta vulgaris subsp. vulgaris (sugar beet), 2754 nucleotides. RefSeq names its product proline-rich receptor-like protein kinase PERK15. The coding region runs from base 486 to 2504 and encodes 672 amino acids. The record is from RefSeq and is a predicted model, not a curated record. The transcript has 10 exons. Gene Ontology annotation, molecular function: protein kinase activity; ATP binding. Gene Ontology annotation, biological process: protein phosphorylation. Lineage: Eukaryota; Viridiplantae; Streptophyta; Magnoliopsida; Caryophyllales; Amaranthaceae.